Messenger RNA from Monoraphidium neglectum, 231 nucleotides. RefSeq lists its product as hypothetical. The annotation marks the transcript as partial. The record is from RefSeq and is a predicted model, not a curated record. The transcript has a single exon. Lineage: Eukaryota; Viridiplantae; Chlorophyta; Chlorophyceae; Sphaeropleales; Selenastraceae.
AUGCUUCAUGUGCUGGGUGCCGGCAGCAUUGGCUGCCUGUUCGCCCACCAUAUCGCCCGGGCAGGCUUGCCUAUCACGCUGCUGCUGCGAGCCGACGCGCUGCGCGCUUUCGAUGGCGUUGGCCGGGUCGUACGCUGCGGCGAUGAUGUGGCGGCAUGUGGCGCGGAGCAGGUGGAUGCGGCACAGGGAGGAGGGCAGCAGCAGAUCAGAAACCUGCUGGUCACCACCAAG